Messenger RNA from Ilex paraguariensis (yerba mate), 2677 nucleotides. The record is from the annotation of a GenBank genome assembly. Lineage: Eukaryota; Viridiplantae; Streptophyta; Magnoliopsida; Aquifoliales; Aquifoliaceae.
AAAGAGGUUUGAUUGCGUCAUAAUGAAGAGGAGAAAAGAAGAAAAGAAAGAAACGGAAACCCCCCGUUUCUUUUUUUGCAUCGAAGAGCCCAAUCCUUCCAAAGGUUGCGUCUCAAACCAGUUUCACAGACCCUUAAACGAAACGCCAGGUUUCAGAAGUCUCUGCGACGUUUCUUCCUCUAAGAAAGGCGUUCCACUCCGCCAGCAAGAUCAUAGAUGUAUCAGUGGAAAUCUCCUAUUUUCUCGCUCUGAAUUACCCUUUUUUAGGUUUGGAAAAAUGCCUUCAGAAUCUGAUAAGUGGGGAUGGAAACAUGUUAGUGUGUUUGGUGGGUUUGACAAGGGAAGCGGUACAAAAAGGUGGAAAUGUAACCACUGUAAUAUACGAUACAAUGGAUCGUAUUCACGUGUUAGAGCCCACCUCCUUGGAUUCACAGGUUUAGGGGUCAAAAGCUGCCCAGCAAUAGAUGGGUCACUGAGGGAAGCAUUUCAUAAUUUAGAUGAAGAGCGACUUGCAAGGAAAACAAAAAGAAUUUCUGGAUGUGAAAAGCCUGGCAAGCAUUUACGAACUUCACAGCCAAAUCUGAUACGUGGUUUGAAAACUAUAAAAAAGGAGGAUGUAGAUGACAUCGUGGCCAGGUUUUUCUAUGCUGGUGGAUUGAAUGUCAAUAUUGUCAAUUCCCCUUACUUUCAUGAAAUGGCUAAAGCAAUCGCGGCUUUUGGCCCUGGAUAUGGACCCCCAUCUACGCAUGAGUUAUCUGAUUACUUUUUGAGUAAAGAGAGAAAAAGGAUUGAGAAAGCCAUGGCUUUGAUCAGAGAGUCCUUGCCUCACACAGCCUGCUCAAUACUUUGCCUUAAUCGGCGGGAAGGCUCACUUAGCGGCCCGAGUGUUACUAUUUUUGUCUCAAGUCCUAGGGGACUGAUGUUCCUGAAAGAAGUAAAUACAAAUGAAGGGGACAGGGCAAACAAUUUAUUCACGGAAGUCCUUGAUGAUGCCAUCAUGGAGGUUGGGUCCACAAAUGUGCUUCAGAUAAUUUCACAUCCAGGCGCUGCCAGUGAAUCCUCAGAUUCUUAUAAACUGUCAAAGUUUCCUCGCAUAUUUUGGUCUCCUUGCACAUUGCAUUCUAUUCGCUUGUUGAUGGAGUACAUAGCUGAAAUGGAGUGGAUAAAAUCUGUUGUCUUGUGUGCCAAGGAGAUUGAGCAACGCAUACAAACAUACCAGCAUUCUUCUCUGUUGAAAAUUACACCUUUGAAAGAAAUUUUUCAUUCAGUUUCUGCCAAACUUGCUCCUUCCUUCUGCUUAGUCCAUAGGAUCUUUGAGCUAAAGCAAGCACUGAAAGACUUGGUUGUCAGUGAAGAAUGGAAGCAAUGGAAGAUUACUACUAAAGAAGACACUAUUAAUAUUGAAGCUGCCAUUUUAGGGGAUGAUUUUUGGGGCAAGGCCAAUUUAUUGUUGCAGUUGUUCGAGCCUUUUCUGAAUUUGCUUGCGACACUUAACAUUGCCAAAUCUGUCAUGGGUGAUGUGUAUUACUGGAGGUUUCAGGCACUUGAAGCUGUGAAGAGUAAGGGAAUUGAUGACUGUGUGUUAAAUCAACUAGACGUGUUAAUUGAGAACAGGUGGGAUAUGUUAUUCUCCCCUCUUCAUGCUGCUGGUUAUAUGCUAAACCCCAGAUACUUUGGGAGGAGUCAAACAAAGGAUAAAACAGUAAUGCGGGGUUGGAAAGCUACCCUGGAGAGAUACGAACAUGACAGUGCAGCCAGACGAGUUCUUAGAGAGCAGCUUAGUUUGUACUGUCGACUAGAAGGACCAUUAGGAGAGGAAGAUGCUGUGGACUGCAGAGAUAAAAUGGACCCAGUGGUAUGGUGGGAGAAUUUUGGUUUUGAAACACCUCACCUGCAGACACUAGCCAUAAAGAUUCUGAGUCAGGUUUCUUGUGUUGCAAUGUGCCAAGGGAAUUGGCAAGAUGCUGAUUAUCCAUGUAGAGAAAAGACCUACGGGCUGGGAGUGGGAAGAGUGGAAGAUCUUGUCUUUGUUCGGAACAACUUGAAACUUCAAAGCCUAAGAAAUGGAAAUUCAAGUUCCCCAUCUACACAAAGAAAUGAGGAUUCCAGAGAGUAUUAGUAGUACAUGGGAUAGUGCUCGUCUUUGUCAAAUUAAGGGAAAUGUGAUGAACCCUGCCCAACUUUCUUUUCGUAACUAGACAGAAUAGGGAUUACAAUAGAGGCUUCUUGGCAAUUGGGGGUGGUGCAAUUAAUGAAAUUGCAAGGUGUUCUUUCUUUUGAUAAUAGUCAUUGCCCAAGGCGCAAUUAUCUACAUGUAUGGUUCUUGCAGAUAUGUUCCAGGUAACUGACUUGCGCCGACUCAAACUUCACUUUGACCAUGUAUAUAAUGUCAAAAUUCGAAGUAAUACAAGCAGCUGUAUAUCUAUAUAGUGUCCCAGAAACAGGACCAACAAUGUAUGAUGGGCAUUUUGCAAAUAGCUUGAAAGGGGAUUGAUCAUGCAUCCCACAAUAUUCAUCUUUGUGCAAGAUUUGUUCACUUCGCCAUUGUUUGCUGAUAAUGUUGUUAAACAUCAUGAUAGUGGGGCUUGUACCAAACUUCCUGAUUUUAGCUGUGACUUAAAUUGCAGGAUCAUCUUUUUUCUCGUUUUUAACUUUUGAUACCUAUUCGAAUGCAUUG